AUGAUCCCUCCAGUAAAGAAGGAGCUUGCCGCGAUGAAGCCGCCGCAGCUGAGUGACAAUCAGCUCAAUACUGCUCUCGAGAUCACGCAGCAGCCGCCCGAAACCUGGUACAAGGACCAAUACGGCCGCAAGGCGACGUUUGAGCUUAAAGUGAAGCUCUCGGCAAUGCUCUGUGGCAAUUGCGUAGAGCAGCGUGUUCUUACGGUGCAGUUGCUGUACGAGAGCGGGAAGGUGGUGGAGAAGCAGGAAAUCCUGCAUGUCAUGUCGGGUCAAUGUCUGGACAAGAACAGACAAAGCACGCUGGCGAUUCGCAUUGCAGAAGUGUCCAAGAACCAUCUGAACCAGAGGUUUCGAGUGGAGAUUGCAGUGCCGCAAUGUGUGACUGGGUGCGACUACGAUGCUUCAGUAGUGUCAGAUCCGGUGCUGGUGUUGUCGAAGAAGAAGAAGCGGCCAGUGAAGCAGAACGCAGAGACGGAAGUGUCAUCAGCGAAUACUAAAAAAGUAAAACGAGCGCCAACGCAGCACACGCCGAAGCGGAAAAUGUCGAAUACUUCACCUGAGAGCUCGCAGUCUUCGACGACUACGAUAACGAGCAAUGUGGCGGCGGCUAUCGCUGAGAUGGAGGAGUCGAUCCCGCUUCGCGCUGCUGACACGACAGCUCCAUUCACUCCAACGACACCGAAUUUGUGCUUGUGGGCGAACGCAGCGUUUGACUUGCUGUCUAAGCUGCAGUGGCAGCGCAUUCCGACAAGCGCCACGGAGAAACCCGGUGCAAAUCUCGAUGAGAUUUUGGCUCAAGCGUUGUCCAAGGCAUACAAAUGCCCAUCGUGUGGAGAGACGUACGGGAAAAUACCGAAGCACCGAGAUGACUGCGAUCUAAAGCUGCUUCUGGAGCAAGCGCCAUAUUCACUCCAGUGGUCGUCGGACAAGCACACGCAAUGGCCUGACCGACAAAGACCAAUGUACAGUGGCGGCGAGCUUACACCGAAGAAGCAGGCGUCUCCGUCCAAUAACUCGCAUGAACUGUCAAAAUGUGCAACUACUUUACAGGUUCGUCGUUGA
This is a messenger RNA of Phytophthora infestans T30-4, 1062 nucleotides long. RefSeq lists its product as uncharacterized. The transcript has 6 exons. The record is from RefSeq and is a predicted model, not a curated record. The coding region runs from base 1 to 1062 and encodes 353 amino acids. Lineage: Eukaryota; Oomycota; Peronosporomycetes; Peronosporales; Peronosporaceae.